AACUGACUAAAAAUUCAAUAUCUCAGCAACAAAGCACCAUGGGGAUGAACCAACUUAGGGUAUUUCACUACUCACUGAGGUCUACAAGAUACAAGUAGUCCGAGUUCAAAAGCGAUUUAUAACCUCAGGAGGUUCCCUCGUGAAACCAAAUGUUCGGUUAGUAAGUCAUUCCGAUUGUUAGGUGUCUGCCAGAAGACCGAGAUUUUAACCAUUUCGAACGGAGUGAAAGGGAUUUCGACAGACCGCGGGUGAUUCCGAAUGCGUUUGGAAGCGAUGAUUCGUUUGUAGCUCUACUAAAUCAAAUCUCUGCAAUAAGAAAUCAUUAUUUAAAAUGUGAUAAUAAUUUAUGAGGCGAAAAUAACUACGCCGACCCUCAGAUUUGGAGGCCCGAGCUGCUAUAAAAUCACUACUACUAUAAACCUACUCUCAUAUCAGUAAUCAAAAUGACGGGAAACAAUUCUAGAGGCUCGACAUCUAACUGUUUCUAGAUGCUCAAUAUGAGUAAAAUAAAUUCGAGUAAUAUAUUGAGCAAGCAUGGUUGAUUUUUGAGAAAAUGCAUGUUAAAUAUAACCGCAGUGUUAGAGCUGGUGGAGCCUCUUCAAAGGUUCGAUUAACGGCGCCAUGCAUACUUCUAUAGAACAUGGUAGUCGCUUGUAUAUGAGUGUCUUAUUUUAAAUCAUGAGAAAGGAUCAUCUCCAAUAGUUUUGGUGUAGAAUUUGCUCAUUUGUUCAUUCACUACAUAACUAACAGGUGGCCCAGAAAUAAUGACACACUUUUGUUCUCUUUGCUUCUGAGCACAACUGAGGCUCGAAGAUUCCAUUCUAAACUCAUUCGAUAGAGAAUUUUCUAUUCUACAAAAUCCAUUACCUUCUCUCAUUACAUAGUGUUUCAUUAUUUUGAAAAAUAGUGCUGGGGAUAGCCGUCAAACCGCUUAACAUUUUUAUACCACCUUCUUCUCUCAAUUACCACAUUAUUUCUAAAAAAGUUACGUAAAAACGAAAAGCCGCCAAAAUUUUGAUAGGAAAUCGCAGUUAUACUUGUUACCUGUCCUACUCUGCAUUAUUUUUUAAAAUAAUGAAAUACUAUGUAAUGAGAGAAGGUAAUGGAUUUUGUAGAGUAGAAAAUUCUCUAUCGAAUGAGUUUAGAAUGGAAUCUUCAAAUCUCAGCUGUGCUCGGAAGCAAAGAGAACAAAAAGUGUGUUAUUAUUUCUAACUGAAUGAUGCAUUAUCUUGUUGAAGUGAAAUAUUCACCUCGAAGCUACUUGAACCUAAACGUAGAAAUGCAUGAUAUUUUAUAAACGUGUCUGAUAGGGGGGCUUAUGUGAAAGACCUGCUAAAUUAGAAAUUACAAAGCGAGCUUCGUCUGGCUGGUAGUCGGCAACUGAUUCCCUGUUCAUGUUUUAAGAGCUUUUCUAUGCACAACCGUUCUUCAGAGCAGGAAGACGAAAUGUCAUUUUACUAAGUAAAGAAAAAAAGAAAAACAACUUCUCUACAGUGCAAUAAAUCCACAACGUAAAAUUUUAGGGUGUGUACACUAAUAAGUUUUAUAUCGCCUCAUAGUAGGCAUAGUUCUCAUCAUCGAUGAAGUCAAAAUAACUUACGUCAAAGAAAACGUUACAUAGCACCGUAACAAAUAUCUGCCGCUUUUCGUAGUCCAUCUCACGAGGAUGAUCGUCAAUCGGCUGAUUGAACCCUGAUUGCUGAACGUUGAAAAAUGAAGAGAUCACUUAGUUUCAGUUUUGUAGAGGAUACUUUAGGCCACAAUAUCUCUAUGAGAAAUAUAUGGAGCUCGAUGGCAGCUUUUAGAGCCACGAUCUACUCCUUCAAAGACUUGACUGCUGCAACACUUCGAAAACCGGUUUUCAGAAACCUUUUAGUGCAGAAAAGAUAUCACUAUGUGUUGACUACACAUUGACGAAAACCGUAGGUCUGUAUCUCUUCUCGCUGAAGCAUUAGUCAAAUAAUGACGAGAUGUAUCAUAAUUUGGCAACAAUAGUAGUAAAAACGUUUACCAACUCAAGAAAAAUUAAGAGUAUCCUCCCUCUUUUGGGGUAUUCCUUAGAAAUGCUGUGAAAUAAAAACUAACAGUCGCUAGUUUUUGUUUCAAGUUUUCAGCUAUUGUCGUUCACCAGUUCUUUAGAAAACUCGGUUUUUCAUUGUGCCCCGUUACGACCUGUCUUAAAUUUCAGCCGAUCGUUCAAAAUUUUACCAUAGAUACUUAAGGUCAUUCCGCAGGGGUCAUUUUUUGGAAUUUUAUUUUAGGCUUUUCUUUACCGAGUUAUAGAGUUUCUAAAAUUUAAAACUUGGUUUUUGAGACGUUUUUCAGUAUUUUUCCAAUAACUCGACCAGGAAAGGUCUCAAAAGAAUUUCCCCAAAAGUUAUCCCUGCGGAAUGAUCUUAAGUAUCUACGGUAAAAUUUUGAACUCGAUCGGAUGAAAUUUAAAGCAGGUCAUAAUGGCGCACAAUGAAAAACCGAGUUUUCCAAAGAACUGGUGAACGACAAUAGCUGAAAACGUGAAACAAAAACGAAAAAGUGUUGUGAAAAAGCGAAAACUUUUAGUUUUUAUUUCACAACAGUUCUACAGAAUGCCCCAAAAGAGGGGGAUACCCUUAAUAAAAGUUGAGAAUGUGUUGUUUAUAAGAAAGUCUGUUUCUCUAUUCUAGCACAAUUUUUUCUUAUCGAAACUGUAUUAAACAAUCGGUUGUUUUUAACUCCUGAUCAUUUCAUUGGUGUAUAUGGUUACGAUGGAAAAUUUAUUCCUGCCCGUCUCAUAAAAUCACAUGAUUUAGUUUAUGUGCGAAAUACAACUACCAAUACUAUUGAAUUGGUUGGUAUUAAAAAUAUUUCGAUUGAAACUAAACAAGGAAUAUAUAGUCCAACGUUAAGUGGGACAAUAAUUGUUAAUAAUUUGGUUGCUUCUUGUUACGGAGCUCCACCCGGAAACAGUCAUGAAGAAAGACAUCAAGUGUAUGCAUCGCUUCGGUGGUUGUACCGUUUUAAAAAAGAUUUCUUACUUCUGAAUGAACCAUUUCAAAGUCAAACAACAGGCACUCCAUUCAUCGUCACCCUUACACGUAAUUAUCAUCAUAUGAUAAAACGCGUGACAGAUCUUACAUUAGCAUUGAAAACAUUCAUUUUAAUUGAAAUAAUUACAAAUAUUUCGGAUUAUUUUCAGAUUAUUGCUGGGAAAAAACGAGAUUUGAGACACAAUCCCUGUGUUGUUUAUCUUUUAUCAUCAAGCAUUGCUGAUAUUUUGGAAUUAUAUUCUGGUCUCUUGAUUCGUUGUCUCAACGGAUUUGGUGCUGAUCCAACAAGGCAUAGUGAACGUGUGUGCUCAGAAGUACUUCCGAGUCUAUUGCGUGUAUUAACUGUCACCAUAUGUAUACUGCCGAUAUCAUUAAGCAAAUUGUACCAAACACUGACAAUGUCAAUGACAACAAAAUCACCCUUGAGAUUAGCUAUUGAAGGUUUCACCUUUCAAUCUGCAGCUAUCGUAUCAUAUAUUAAUAACAGUGUCAUAUUUUUCAUCUAUACAUUAAGUGGUAAAAUAUUUCGACAAGAAUUGCUGAGAAUUCUUCGACGACAAUCAUCGCUCAAAUCUUCGAUGCAGCAAACAACAAGAACAAUAAUGAGAAUUCAAGAUAUUCAAUGA
Molecule: messenger RNA, 3652 nt
Organism: Didymodactylos carnosus
Lineage: Eukaryota; Metazoa; Rotifera; Eurotatoria; Philodinida; Philodinidae
Source: the annotation of a GenBank genome assembly